CCGCCUUGCUCCUCCUCGCCGCUUCUCCCCCCUCGGCGCCCCCGCUUGGAGCUCCUCCUCGCCCCUGCUCCCCGCUCGGUUGCUUGGAUUUGGGAUUGAUUUGGGAAAGAAGCAGCUCAGCUCAAUGACAUGUGGGGCCUCUAUGAAUUGGUGGAUAUGGGUAUCCAGUUUUGGGUUUGCUGGGAAAGUUGAUGCCAAUUUGGAUACCCAUAUUUUCUCUCUCCCUGUUCAUGAUGGAUUUGGGUAUUCAAAAUAUGGGUGUUGGAGAUACUCUAAACACGCUGCAGAGAACCAACGACAGCAGUCACUAGACACCAACGGCCAGGAUAGACACACGUUGAGGCAUGGAAAGGGCAUCAAUUCUCCCACGCAUAGAGGUGUAGGGAUUUGCAAUAUUCCUAAUAGUUACUCUUCCUAAUAUUAUUUCCAUUCUUUGAAAAUGACCAUGGUUUGAGAAGAGUCCGGUUUGGCGGUGGGCUUCGUAGGGCCACAGGCGGCCCACGCAAAGUCUCUCUCGUAUCAAAAAGGUCGAAGUGGGUGGGUCAAAUCUCCCCGUAUUGUCGCCGCCGGGAACACGGUCGUACGAUCCACAAAACAAUGGCGAUCGUGACGGCGGCUGUAUCGCCGGAGCUGCCGCAGGACAUCUUGAUGGACAUCUUCGCCCUGCUCGAGAUCCCCGACCUCGUCCGCGCCGGCUCUCUCUCCCUCUGGCGCUCCGCCAGCACCACCCUACGCGACCUCGGGAGAUCCAAACAGUCGCAGACGCCAUGCCUGCUCUACACUUCAGAACUUGCUGGCGAGAGCGUCGCCUGCCUCUAUAGCCUAGCAGAGAAGAGGGUCUACAAGCUAACCCUGCCAGAUCCACCCAUCCGCAGCAGGUUGCUGAUUGGAUCCUGUCAGGGCUUGCUAGUUACUGUCGACGAGAGAUCCGAGAUGCAGAUCGUCAAUCCAGUUACCGGCGAACAGGUCGAUGUCCCUUCAGUGAUCACCAUCGAGCAGGUUAAGCCCAUCUACGAUGAUUCUGAUGCUAUCGCCGAGUAUCUCUACUCACGGCACACUGCAAAAGAGGUAUCAGUCCCCAAAAUUGUUGCUCUCGACGAGCUGCGGGAGGUGCUUCACUAUAAGGCUUUUGUGUUUCCAGAUACGGCCGCUGGACGCUACAUUGCGGUGCUCUUCUACAAUCCGCAUCGUCAGCUCUCGUUUGCGAGGGUCGGCGAUGAUAGUCGUUGGACCUGGCUGCCGCCACGCUUACACUACGAGGACUGCGUCUACAAGGAUGGACAGUUGUAUGCUGUGAACUAUGAUGGAGAAAUUGAUGUCUAUGAUCUCAGUGGGCCUGCGGUCCCGAUGAAGAAGGUUUUGGGGAUGACUGAUGCAAUAACGUACAGCUGCAUGUACAUUGUACAAGCUCCAUGGGGCGGUCUUCUGCAAGUUUGGAGAUCAUAUGAGGAUUAUGAGUUAGAACCUGAGCCUGGGGAAAUUGUGUUUUGGAACACUGGCAAAUUUGAAAUUUAUGAAAUUGACACUGCAGGGGGGAAACGUGAGAAAGUCAAAUGCUUGCGUGACCAUGCUCUGUUUCUUGGGCAUAAUCAAUCACUUUGUCUCAGUGCUGUAGAAUAUCCGGCUCUCAAGGCAAACCAUGCAUACUUUACUGAUGAUAGUUAUUUCUGGACAAUUGGAUACGAGAAUAAUGGCCGUGAUAUGGGAAUUCUCAGCUUGAAUAAUGGCAUCAAGGAGGAACUUGUGUCACCUCAGCUUUGGUCCGACUUUCCGGCUCCGGUGUGGAUUACGCUCAAUCUUAGAAUGAUGAACUCGGCUCUCAAUAAAUAGGAGUGAGUUUUUCUAUGUUUACUGAUUUUGCAACGAUGUACUUUGGGUUUGGCAAAAUACAGCAGGUUAACUAUUGGAAUUAAUGUUAGUUUCUUUCAAUCGCUGUACCUGUCGAAAAAUAUAAAAUGUACUUGCUUGCUGA
This is a messenger RNA of Brachypodium distachyon (stiff brome), 1972 nucleotides long. Its product is annotated as F-box protein KIB4-like. The record is from RefSeq and is a predicted model, not a curated record. Gene Ontology annotation, molecular function: protein binding. NCBI's taxonomy places the organism in Eukaryota, Viridiplantae, Streptophyta, Magnoliopsida, Poales, Poaceae.